Molecule: messenger RNA, 1407 nt
Organism: Cygnus atratus (black swan)
Lineage: Eukaryota; Metazoa; Chordata; Aves; Anseriformes; Anatidae
Gene: SOX10
Product: SRY-box transcription factor 10
Exons: 3
Coding region: 16-1407 (463 amino acids)
Biological process (GO): negative regulation of transcription by RNA polymerase II; neural crest cell migration; enteric nervous system development
Cellular component (GO): nucleus
Molecular function (GO): RNA polymerase II cis-regulatory region sequence-specific DNA binding; DNA-binding transcription factor activity, RNA polymerase II-specific
Source: RefSeq, a predicted model, not a curated record
GAGAAGGAAGAGACCAUGGCCGACGACCAAGACCUUUCAGAGGUGGAGAUGAGCCCGGUGGGCUCCGAAGACCACCACUGCCUCUCGCCGGGACCCUCUAUGGCAUCAGACAACUCUCCUCACCUCGCCGGCUCCGGGAACGGAGAGAUGGGCAAGGUCAAGAAGGAACAGCAAGACUCGGAGGCGGAUGACGACAAGUUCCCCGUGUGCAUCCGCGAGGCGGUCAGCCAGGUGCUGAGCGGCUAUGACUGGACCCUGGUACCCAUGCCCGUUCGGGUCAAUGGAAGUAACAAGAGCAAACCCCACGUCAAGCGGCCCAUGAACGCCUUCAUGGUAUGGGCACAGGCUGCCCGGAGGAAAUUGGCUGACCAGUACCCGCACCUCCACAACGCCGAGCUCAGUAAGACCUUGGGGAAGCUCUGGAGGCUGCUGAACGAAAGCGACAAGCGCCCCUUUAUCGAAGAGGCGGAGCGGCUGAGGAUGCAGCACAAGAAAGACCACCCCGACUACAAGUACCAGCCCCGCCGGCGGAAAAACGGCAAGGCCGCGCAGGGCGAGGGCGAAGGCCAGGUGGAGGCGGAGGCUGGCGGGGCUGCCGCUAUCCAGGCCCACUACAAGAACGCCCACCUGGACCACAGGCAUCCCGGGGAAGGGUCGCCCAUGUCCGACGGGCACCCAGAACACUCCUCAGGUCAGAGCCACGGCCCCCCCACGCCUCCCACCACCCCUAAGACCGAGCUGCAGGCAGGCAAAGCCGACUCCAAACGGGAAGGGCGCUCCCUGGGGGAAGGGGGAAAGCCCCAUAUCGACUUUGGCAACGUGGACAUCGGGGAGAUCAGCCACGAGGUGAUGUCCAACAUGGAGACCUUUGACGUCAACGAGUUUGACCAGUACCUGCCGCCCAACGGACACGCUGGCCACCCAGGCCAUGUCGGGGGCUACGCGGCAGCCGCGGCGGCUGGCUACGGCCUCGGGAGCGCCCUGGCUGCGGCCAGCGGACACUCGGCCUGGAUCUCCAAGCAGCACGGGGUCUCCUUGUCCACCGCCACAUCACCGGUGGUGGACUCCAAGGCCCAGGUGAAAACGGAGGGGUCCGCCCCCGGAGGUCAUUACACUGACCAGCCCUCCACCUCCCAGAUAGCUUACACAUCCCUGAGUCUGCCCCACUACGGUUCGGCCUUCCCCUCCAUCUCCAGGCCCCAGUUUGACUACCCUGACCACCAGCCCUCAGGACCCUACUACAGCCACUCCAGCCAAGCCUCUGGUCUCUAUUCUGCCUUCUCCUACAUGGGACCUUCCCAACGUCCCCUUUACACCGCCAUCUCUGACCCUGCACCCUCCGUGCCACAGUCCCAUAGCCCCACACAUUGGGAACAGCCCGUCUAUACGACUCUCUCCAGACCGUAG